Molecule: messenger RNA, 841 nt
Organism: Mycena citricolor
Lineage: Eukaryota; Fungi; Basidiomycota; Agaricomycetes; Agaricales; Mycenaceae
Source: the annotation of a GenBank genome assembly
GAAAUUCUCAAAGUGUUGAGAGUCUGAGAAAGUCGGUCGAUCGCGAAACUCGAAGAACUUUAGCUGGAUCAGUGACGCUUGUCACACGUGACCAUUUGAUCUUCGACCCCGCGAGCGCGACGUGUCCGACUGCGUCAACGUAUAGAUUUCACACAUUCCCUUCCUUCCUGUUAUCAACACCAAGAUGCACACAAUAAUAACGCGAGCGAACAAUAUCUCUGCUUUUCUCUCGUCCUGCGCAAUGGCUCUGUUGGGCAUAAUCACCGUCACUUCAAUGCUUGGGACUUACUUCCAGCCCCCACUGCAGGGCGGAGCUGUUACUGUCAAGGGUCUGAAAGUGAUGCAUGGGAGAGGGAAACACUACCAGACCCAGCACGCAGUCGUCAAUUUUGAGAUUGAUUCUGACUUGAGCCCGCUUUUCAAUUGGAACACGAAACAAUUGUUCCUCUAUCUUGAAGCAGAGUACAAGAACUCCAAAGGUGUUCAAAACUCUGUGGUCAUCUGGGAUAAGAUUGUCCGUAGGAAGGAGGAUGCGAAUAUCAAGAUUGAAGGCAGACAGAAGUAUCCCUUCAAGGAUCUCGUUGGAUUCAAAGAUGCAGCUGCAACAUAUACCCUUCGCUACAAUGUGAUGCCUCAUGUCGGCACAUUGGUCUGGGGCUCCGCCGGAAGCACAAACGGAAGUGUGCCCUUCCCAGCCAUGAGCAGCGCGUGAAGGUGAAACACGGUCGUAAAUAUAUCAGCACUACACCUGCAUUCAGGCUGUUGGGAUCUAUCUCUUUUGCGAUUCAAUGUGUAACAUUGGUGCUCCAGCUAUCAUCUACAACCGGAACGACAACAGGUC